AGUUCACCUAGACUCCGUCCUUAAUUCUAACAAGUGGUAUCAGAGCAAUAUUAAGGACAUUGAGAGGAGUCUACAGAAGUGUGAAGACCCUUCUAGACCCACCAUGGCCUGUGGGUGUGCCUAAGUGGUGUUCUAAAUGUUGGAUGUGUCUUCCGCUAAGGGAAACUCUGCCGAAAUUUCGUGGACGCCGAUACUUGUGAAAAUAUCGAGGGAGCUGAGUGUGGACAGCAAAGGGGGGCUGAGAUUCGUCAUUUCUCAAGGAGAAGAUGAAUGAGAGAGGAGGAGAUGCUAAUGGAAGAGGAGCUGUAGCUGAGAAGACAAGGGACGAUGUGAAGCCGGUCCUUGACAAGAUCAAGGACACCUAUGCAAGGAUGGCAGCAGCGGGCAGCAGUGUAUCUCAGCUGCAGCAGUGCACCAAGAUCAUCUCAGUGUUGGACAACUCUUGGGACAACCUCAUCCCCACCCUCAACUCUCAGCAAGAUCAAUGGACACCUGAGUGGCUAAGGCAGCAGAUUCUGCAGGAGGACUUCCGCAGACGCCAUGUGGGAGGCGGUGCUGCCACUAAGACUGCUGAGGGGUAUGGAGCUGCAGGGCGCGGCAGAGGAAGAGGGGGUUGGAGAGACCGAGGCCGUGGGAGAAGCUUUGGCAGAGGUAGAGGCCGAGGUGACUAUAACGAGGGGCAUGGGAGCUCCAGUGGUAGGGGGAGUACCAGAAUGGAGGGCACCUGCUGGUACUGCAAGAAGGUCGGGCAUCCUUGGUUCAAGUGCUUUAGCAGGCCGGAGGGAUGGGCACCUCCAGGCAUGAAGCCGCCAAGUGGUGAACGCGCACAAGGUGGCGCUGUGCAAGGCUCAGGUGCACAAGGUGAAGGUGCACAAGGUAACGCCUAUCCUGGGAUGUAUCUCAUGGUUGAGGAUGUGCAUGGGCAUGAGGGUGAUGUGGGAUCUGUGGGAAAGGUUGUGAUGCACCCUCUCACGCACUGGGUGAUUGAUUCAGGUUGCACCAGUCACAUGACUCCACGGGCAGAUUUGCUUGAUGAGGUAAAACCCCCUGGGAAGAUUAAGUAUGUGGCAGCAGCGUCAGGUGCUUUGCUCCCUGUGAUUGGUGUUGGAAAUGCCAAGGUUAAGGGAGCUAAUAGGGAGCUUGUGGGGCUUGGGAAUGUUUUGUUGGUUAAAGGCUUGUCUCCUAACCUUCUCUCUGUGCGGCGACUGCAGAAGAGUAAGGCCGAAGUGACCUUUGGACCAACGAGCUGCCGUGCUAAGCUUGGGAAGAAGGUGCUGUGGAGUCUGGAAGAGGAGACCAGCUGCAUCAAGGACCUGUGGCAGCUGCCCAUCAUCCCUUGGAAUGGGAAGACUCCAACAGCAGCAACGGCAGCAGCGGCAAAGGCAACAGCAGGAGGAGAUGCAACUGCACCAACUGAUGGGGUCCUGGAAGCAGUCAAGAAAGUGCAGCAGCAGCAGACACAUGGUGAGGUGCUUGCUGGUGUGGAUGCGAGUGCAGCAUGGGCUAAGGCUUCAUCAAGGAGUGGAGAGGCCGAUUGGGAGACAUGGCAUGAGAGGUUGUGUCAUGUGAACUUCCCUAUGCUGCAAAAGUUGGUGAAGAAUGGGAGCCUGAAGGGCUUGGAGGUGAAAGGGGAAGUGAAAGAGAUUGGGAGCUGCCCUACAUGCUUGGAGACCAAGUUCUCCAAGUUCCCCUUCAACAGUGCAACAGGACCAGCCAAGACCCCACUUGCACUUGUGCACAUGGAUGUGGUGGGGCCCACAAGAGCCCCUUCCCUCUCAGGCAGCCGCUAUUUCUUGACAAUUGUGGAUGACCACACUCGGGCAGUGUGGGUUUACCCUUUGAAGAGCAAGGGGGAGGUGGCAGCAGCUGUCCUUAAGGAGUGGAUGCCUAGAGCUCAGAGGGAAUGCGGACACAAGGUGAAGGUGAUCCGCAGUGACAAUGGUGGGGAGUUCAUUGGAGCUGAUUUUGAGGGGGAGUUGAAGAGGAAGGGGAUCCAGCAUCAACUGACAGUGCCCUACAAUCCGCAGCAGAAUGGCGUGGCUGAGAGGUUCAACAGUACCCUGCAGGAGGGGGCACGCACUCUCCUUGGGCGUGCAGGGCUGCCUGAUCCGUUUUGGGUGUGUGCACUGAGGCAGGUCGCCCUUGUGAAGAAUAGGGUGCUGGCUACAGUUGGGGAUAAGGAGUGGAUCCCAUAUACCAAGUGGUAUGGGAGUGCUCCAGCUGUGAAUAUGCUGAGGGCAUUUGGGUGCAUGGUAGUGUUUCAUGUGCCUAAGGAGAAAAGAGGGAAGUUGGAGGCUUCUGGAAGAUGGGGUGUGCACUUGGGGAUUGCAAAGGAUCACAAGGGAUGGCUGCUAUGGGACUUGACCAUCCAGAAGCUGACAGUGUCAAGGGAUGUGAAGUUUCUUGAGUCCCUGUACUACAAGGAAUGGAAGCAGCAGCAACAGAAGCUUCCAUCUACACCACUCAUUGUGGAGGCAGAUGAGUUGCAGCAGCCUUCAAGGCAGGUGGAGGUUGCAGUGUCUGAGGAGGAGAUGUCUGGGGUGACUGAAGAAGGGGGAGCAGCUGAAGUGGAGCAGCAGCAGCAGCAACAUGAGUCUCCACCUCGAGUUCCACACCCGCCUGAGCGACCUAGGAGGGAUGUGCGCCCUCCUGUGAGGCUGACCUAUGGGGGAAGAGGCAAGCCAAAUGUGGUGCAGGCUGGGAGUGUGGUUGAGCAGAUUGAGGAAGAUGAGAUCGCUCACUGCUACUGGGCACCAAUCCCUGAGCCCAAGACUCGAGAGGAGGCCUUGAAUGGACCAAAUGGGGAGAAGUGGAAGGCGAGUGAGGAUGAGGAGUUCGGGUCCCUGAUUGAAAACGAGACAUGGGACCUGUGUGACUUGCCUCCUGGGAAGAAGGCAAUCACUUCCAAGAUGAUCUACAGGCACAAGUAUGGACCUGAAGGGGAGCUGACCCGCUACAAGUCUAGGUUUGUGGCACGGGGGUUUCAGCAGACAAAGGGGAAGGACUAUGAUGAGGUGUUUGCUCCUGUGGGGAAAGGAACAACACUGAGGGUGCUGUUGGCGAUAGCUGCACUCCUGGGAUGGAAGAUACGGCAGAUGGACAUUGUUACUGCCUUUCUGAAUGGGAUCAUUCUGGAGGAGGUGUACAUGAAGCAGCCAGAGGGGCUGGAUGAUGGGAGCGGCAGGGUCUGCAGGCUGAAGAAGGCCAUCUAUGGCCUUAGGCAGACGCCUCGUGCAUGGUAUCACAAGUUGGAGGAGGCGCUGUUGGCUGGGGGUUUCAAGAAGAGUGGGUGUGACCCCAGCCUGUUCCUGCUUCAGGAGAAGGAUGAAAUCCUCAUGCUCUUGGUGUACGUGGAUGAUAUCCUUCUCUUUUCUGCAUCAACUGCUUUGCUGGACAGCGCAGAGCAGAUGCUGGAGAUGCAGUUCAAGUGUUCCAAGAUGGGUGAGGUGAAGUACUACUUGGGGAUGCAUGUGGAGAGAGAUGUGGAGAAGGGUGUGCUGAGGUUGCACCAGAGGAAGUACUGUGAGGGGCUGGCUGAGAAGUAUGGGCUGCAAGAUGGGGGAAAGCCAGCAACACCACUACCUUCGGGGUUUACUGUGGAGCCAUGUGCUGAUGAGGAGGUAGUGCGUGAGAUGGGAUUGGAGUACAGUGGAGUGAGGCAGCGGUUGGAGAGAGGUGCUGCAGAUGUGAAGAGUGGAGAGAUGCUCUUGAGUUGCUAUACUGACGCUAGCUUCAACUCAGUGAAAGCGGAUGGCACCAGCAUUGGGGGUUAUGUGUGCUUGCUAGGAGGUGGUGCUGUGAGCUGGCGCAGCAAGAAGCAGAAUGAGGUGGGAUUGUCCUGAUGUGAGACUGAGUACAUGGCCUUACACCAUGGGGCCAAGGAAGUGGUGUGGCUGAGGCGCUUGUUGGAGGAGUUGGGAGUUGGUCAGGAGGAGCCGACAGUUGUGUUCUGUGACAAUGAGUCUGCUGUGAAGCUCGCCAAGAAUGCUUGUCUGCAUGGGCUGACAAAACACAUAAGGCCUAAGUGGCACUGGAUGUUGGUAUGGUGGUUGAUGGUUGGCAGCCAGAGGGGGAGAUUGUUGUGUGAUGUCAUCAUAUGCUAUCACAUUCUGUCUGCCUCCCAUCCCAUAUUUUUCAACUUGCAUGUGUGGUUUGAACGUGUGCAAGAAUUUGUGUGUGAUGUGUUCUGGAGUUUGGGAAUGUGUUUUGUGUUAUUUUGUUUGAGCAGGUUUUUUGUGAUGAUAGAUCUUGAGAAGAUCUUUCCGACGCAACGAGAAUCCCUUC
Closterium sp. NIES-67 is the source of this 4284-nucleotide messenger RNA. The record is from the annotation of a GenBank genome assembly. Lineage: Eukaryota; Viridiplantae; Streptophyta; Zygnematophyceae; Desmidiales; Closteriaceae.